CGAUAUUAGCUAGCGCUCGCUAACGGUAUUCUCUGCUAAAGGGAAGACGGUAACUCAAGCAAAUCAACUCCUGGAUUGGUUAAAGGACUGAACCUCACUAAGUUAUAACAGACCGAGAAAGGAAUAAUUAAGCUGUAAACGUUACAACAGACGUUUGAUUAUUUUUUUGUUGUUGGGUGUCUGUUGUCUCACGAUGGAAGAUAACGGUGCACAUUUCUUCGAGGGGACCGAGAAGCUGUUGGAGGUGUGGUUCUCUCGCCGGGAUGAGACCAAAGGAAACGGGGACCUCCGUACCAUCCCAAGGUUUGAGUGGGACAAACUUUUGGAAAAUGUGCAUUGUUUGAUCAUAAGUGUGACAAAGACUGACAAGCAGGAAGCUUAUAUACUCAGUGAGAGUAGCAUGUUUGUCUCCAAGAGACGUUUCAUUUUGAAGACAUGUGGAACCACCCUCUUACUGCAAGCACUGGAGCCUCUGCUGGAACUCGCCAAGGAGUUCUGUGGCUUCGACGACGUCGAGAAUUUCUUUUACUCCCGCAAGAACUUCAUGAAGCCAGCCCAUCAAGAGUACCCUCAUCGGAACUUCCAGGAAGAAGUGGACUUUCUCAGCCAGAUUUUUCCAGAUGGUGCAGCCUACUGUAUGGGGCGUUUGAACUCUGACUGCUGGUACCUGUUCACUGUGGACAGGCCAGAACACUGGGAGAAAAAGUACGCUGAUCAGACGCUGGAAGUUCUGAUGAGCGAUCUCGAUCCAGCCAUCAUGGACCAGUUCUACAUGAAAGACGGUGUUUCUGCAAGUGAGGUCACUCGUAUGAGUGGAAUUCGUGACCUGAUACCAGGUUCUGUGAUCGACGCCACAAUGUUCAACCCUUGUGGAUACUCAAUGAAUGGGAUGAAGACUGACGGAACCUACUGGACCAUCCACAUCACCCCAGAGCCAGAGUUCUCCUACGUCAGUUUCGAAACGAACCUCUCCCAGACAUCGUGUGAUGAACUGAUCAGGAAGGUUGUGGAGGUGUUCAAGCCGGGAAAGUUUGUGACUACACUUUUUGUCAAUCAGAACUCCAAAUGUCGCAGUGUCUUUUCUACUCCCCCGAAAAUUGAGGGUUACAAGCGCCUCGACCGCCAGCUGGCUCAAUUCAAUGAUUACAAUUUUCUCUUCACAAGCUACAACAAGAACAACAAGCAGCAGAGCUGAGGGUUGAGGAUGAAGAGGCGCAAAAAACGUGGCCUCUCGGCACUCCUGUGUCACGAUCGGCUUUGCCACCCUUCGCCAGUAUCGAGCGCGUCCUCUCACCCGUCCUGCCUCCCUCACUGCUGCGGUCGUCAUUUGAAUUGUGCCGGUGGCGGUGCUGCCAUCCCUACUUUAACCUCCAGUUUGAGUUGUUUGCAUUGUUGUACCUGUGACUUAGAUCCCUUGCAUGAAAGCUCUUUUCUCUGUUACGAUAUUCUAGCCCACUCUUGCUGUGAUCUUGAAGUGCAUGUAGCGGUAUUAAACACGCUCUGUUUAAGGCUGUCCACCUGUGCCCAGUACAACGGUCCCUUCCUGCAGGUGUCCCCCCUCAUCCCCCACAGACAAGGCUUCCGCCCACCCUAGACCAGGUCCCUGACGUGCUCAGAUCAGUCUGCCUCUUAUGAGCUUACUUUAAUUCUCGUCCAUUGGUUAAAAUGUCAAAUUGGACCCACCUAGCUGGUGUGACAGUUGGCAUUAUUAAUUCUCUACUCCAGUUACUGAGCGUACUUUUAAAAAUCUGUUUACUCAUGGUACUAGGAGGCAAAUCCCCUUGUUUCAAGUCUGAAUGUACAACAUCAGUGGCAUCGAGCUUGGGCACUGUUGGGAGUCUUUUUGAAAUGCCAGUCUGGCCUUUUAAUGUUGCACUAAAGGAUCAAAAGUUCUCAUCUUAUUGGUCAGAUUGUGUUCUGUGGCUUCUUUAAACUGUAAACCUUCAGCAUGCACACUUUGAUCUGUGCUUUAAAAUUUUUUUUUUUUUAAACUCUACCCCUGUAUCUACAGGAAGCUUCUACAACUUUCAACCCCAUCAUGCAGCAUUCAAAUUCCACAUUCAUGUGAAAAAACCGAAUGUCGCACAGGGCGUGCAAAGUGGCCUGCCCAGCCAUCUUUCGAAUGUACAUUUCUCUGGAAAAGAAAAAAGCCUGGAACAGGAUUGAGCUGAAUGUACGACUCUAGACAAGGUGCUCACAAUGCCCUCUGCUGACCAGCCAUUGUUCAGACCUAACCCACUGAGAGCCAGCCCUCCUGGCUGCACCUGCUGUGUCCAGCUCUGAAAGGAAAUAAUGAAUCAGACACUUUUUGCUUUAGUUGCCCAGCAAAGCAUUUUUUUUUUUUUUUUUUUUUUCCCCCCACAUAAUAUCCAUCCUGUCUCUUUCCGCCCCAUACAGAAAUGUAAGCACACAAUAGAGGCCCACUAGUCUGAGCAUGCCAGGGUGAUCCCAGAUCAUUCCACACAUAACCACUGCAUAAACUGCCAUUUUAUGAAAUUUAUUGUGCCCCACUUUUUUUUUUUUUUUUUUGUUUGGGUCAAUGCCCUUUGUUCAGGGGGGAAUCCUGACACACUGCAUGUGACUAGUGCUGUGUUGCUUGACAGUGUAAUGUAGCGCUGUCUCUUCCUCUUCUGUCAGGUCUGUGUGCAUCACCUUCCUUUUGUUUUACAAGCUGACAGUUGGAACCACCCCAUCCUGAUUUUUUUUUUUUUUUUUUUUGUUUGUUUUUUUUUUUUUUUAAUUUAUUGGAAGGGUUUGUUUUGGGUUUUUAAAAUAUUUCUUUUGGUCCCCCACCUUUAACUCGGGCUGUAUUUCAGGCUUCAGAUGGUGCUGAAAGCUGGGUGGGGGUUCUGAUUUGUUAAUAACCUACAUCCAAGGUUUGGCUUCUGCCAGAGAACGCAGUUUGAAUUGUGCCCACAUGACUGUAGUCUUAACCCGCUUUCAGCGCUUGAUGACGCCACCUAAAGCACUUGGCGUGCUAGUUGAGGCAGUAGUUGGUAUAUUUGUUCAUGUAAGGACUGGAACUUGAGAAAGUUGACCUCUAGUUUGGCUACAUGUCUUUGGGGCUUUUUUUUUUUUUUUUUUCUAUCCCCCCCUCUCCAACUUGUCAAAUGACUUGUGAUGGUAGUCUGCCAUUACUUUGGGUUUUUUUUAAUUAUUUCAUCUAGCACUGUUCAGAAAUGGUUUAUUACAAGCUGUUGAAUUAACUACAUUUUAGCCUUGUUGUUGUGGGUUUUUUAAUAUGGUGAACUCAAUGCAUUUUGCAGUUUAAUGGUAACUGAAUUUUAUACAAAAUAUUUUGUAUUUCUGCUGCGGACCAAUCUUUUUUUUUUUUUUUUUUUUUUUUUUCCCCUCCCUUUCUGCCCUUUUGGUUGUAGAUGUGUUUUGGAAACCAGUGUUCCAACCAAGUUGAAGGAUGACUUUUUUCUUUUUCUUUUCUUUUUCUCAAAGUUGACUAAAUCAUGUUUUGUUUUGUGAAUCUGAGGAAAGGGAAGCCAGGAAAGCCUCCCACGUGGGUGAGAGGGUGCAGUUGUAGGAUGUACUGAAGGAGCAACUUUGCUGUUCUAAUUCAUUCUUUCUGUUCUUUGGAUGGUCAAGAUGUGCUAAAUAUCUGUGCUAUGAGCUUGAUGCUUCAAUAAAAGAUACUUAAAGCA
This is a messenger RNA of Archocentrus centrarchus (flier cichlid), 3653 nucleotides long. RefSeq names its product adenosylmethionine decarboxylase 1 (gene amd1). Lineage: Eukaryota; Metazoa; Chordata; Actinopteri; Cichliformes; Cichlidae. The transcript has 9 exons. Gene Ontology annotation, molecular function: adenosylmethionine decarboxylase activity. Gene Ontology annotation, cellular component: cytosol. The coding region runs from base 194 to 1195 and encodes 333 amino acids. The record is from RefSeq and is a predicted model, not a curated record. Gene Ontology annotation, biological process: spermine biosynthetic process; spermidine biosynthetic process.